AUGCUGUUCCGCUUACCUGGUGAAUCCCGGAGCUACCUCUGUGCCAAGAGCGCGUCGAUCUCCGUGGCGGAUCCCACCAUUGAAGUGGGACAGCCGGUACGCUUUUGGAUGCAUUUGACCUCCUUUACGGCCAAUCAUUUGCAGAAGCCGAAGGAAGAGGGUCGGGCAGCGGCGCAGCUGCUAGCCACCUCCACAUCCACAAACUCAACGGGCUGCAUGGGUCAGUCUUUGCUCACUGUGAGCCGUGGAACUCGGGAAGAGGCCCAACUGGUGACUCCACUGCAUGGGGGUUUCACUGAUGGGACAUGCGUGGACAUGCGCGCAGAGCCUGUGCAGGCGAAGGAGCGGCCGAAGCCCAGGAAUGACUACUUGGACUGCUACACGGGGCCCAAAGUGAAGUGGGAGGACUGGUGCCUCGACGAGUGGAGCGAUCUGACCCGUUGUUGUUCGCCGAUUUGUGCGUCGACGGACACGGGCCUCUACAAGGCCUUGGUGAAGAGUCAAGACAUCGAGGACGUUGCGCCGGUGAAGCACUCGCCGAAGCGUUUGGAUCUUGAAGUUGUUGGUGAAAAGGAAGAGCUGACGAAGAUCCGGAACCUCAUCCGGAAGCGAACUGAUCCGGGUUACGACCCGAACGAUGAGGAGGACUUUAAGGUGGCGCCCGUCCGGAAGUUCGAUUCCAAGGCUGACUACUACAAGCUCUUAGAAGUUGAUGACUUCGCCUCGGUGAAGGACAUCAAAGGUGCAUACAAGAAGUUGGCCCUGCAAUAUCAUCCGGACAAGAACAGAGACAAGAAGCCUGACAAGCUCAGAGAGAUGCAGGAUGAGUUCGAAAAGAUCCAGGAGGCCUAUGAGAUCCUGUCAGACCGCGCCACGCGGCGGCAGUACGACCGCGCGCGCUUCGACGAGGCGAGAGCCAAGUCUCAGGGCAUGAACAGUUCCUUCUACUCGCAGAAGACCAACACCGAUGGCAACUUCUGGGGCCGUUGGAGCGUACCCGAAGACACUGCUGAUGCCAUCUACAAAAUGUUGUGGACCAAGAAAGCUGAGGAUUUGAAAGCUUUGUGCCUUCAUUUAGGCAUCCUUGAGGACCAUGAAGGGCACUUGAAGUUCAUGGCCCCACAGUAUCGUGCGUGCCUGGGCAACUUUUGCGCGGUUCUUUGCAAAGAAAACGCAGGAACCCAUUGUACAUGCUGGUACUUCCGCCGCCGCGGGCAUUGCCCUCACCAAUGCUUCGUGGAGCUGAAGGAAGGAGUGGCCAAGUUCAAAAUCAACCUUCCGGUCCCGAAGCACCAUGAAGCUUUUGAGCUGAGACGCAAGCAGAGGAAGCGGGGCAGCUCUGCAUCUCCUUCGCCAGCCCCAAAGCGGCAACCUCUUGGCGACGAGGCGGAAGUACACUGCCACCGCUUCAACCAGAAUGCACUGCAGCAGAGCAGCUGCGCGUUCGUUGCUUUGACCGUUGUCCGUGAGUUCUUGGAGUCUAGCGAUUGGUCCACCAAGUCGCUAGAGUCGGACGACCUUGUCGUGGAAGCUUUGCCAGAGGGUGCGGCGAGCGUGGUGCUUGGGUGCAAACUUAACACGCUUCCUGCCCAGUGUUUGGGUUUCACUCGCACGUGGCGAACUGACCUGUCCGCCGCAACUCUAUCCCACAGUCCGGAUGACUUGCUUCGGUUGAUGUGCGCAGAGGGCUUGUACGACCCAAAGAGCAGUGCUUUGGUCUUCCAGUUCGAGUCUUGGGCCCUUCACACCAGCAGCAGCCUGUGUCCAUGCGCUGUGCAUGUUGCGGCAGCAAAGCACCGUGAUGAGUCGCAGGAAAAGCUGGAGGACAUUGCCGAAUGGUUUGAAGAAGCCCGUGAGUUCUUCGAGGUGGAGGAUCAAGCUGCGCACUUGAUGGAGUUGGACAGGAGGAAGGCAGUGGACAUCAGGGAGGAAGCAAAAGAAGCUGAUCGACGGCUGCGAAAGGCAAAGGCAGCAGUUUGGCUAGCAGCCAAGGCGAAGGCCACGAAGCUCCCGAAGGCCGCGGACCUGCGGUUGGAGGUGAAGAUCUCUUUGGAGAAGGCCUUGAGAGGCGGCCUGAAGAUCCGAGAGGUGAAGCGGGAUCGGAUGCAGCGAGCCUUUGGCGGUACCAGCCAAACUCUGAAGACAGUGAACAUCAAGAUCGACCCUGGUCAGGCGGACGGUAGCGAGUACCGCUUGCCGGGAGACGGACAUUGGCCCAGCUUCAAUGUCUCUCCGGGCGAUUUGGUGGUCGUCUUUCGACACAAGGCCUGGACCGUCACCGUCUCCGUCCGCGCUGGCCGAGUCACCACUGGUCGUCGUCUCUCCGUGCUCCGGCUCGCCGAGUCACUGCUGCGGCCGGACUUCGGGCCGAAUUGGCUGUUCCAAGCGAUUCUGUGCCCGGAGGUCCACCCCUUCCUCCGGCAAGUGGCCGCGACCGCCGGGAGCGCCGCCAGCGGCGCGCUGCAGCUGGCCUCGCCGCUGCAGGUGCGCGCGAAGGCCACGCAGGCGGCGGUGGCGGUGUGGUCGCCCACAUUUAAGGGCUCAAUGGUCUUGAUCCGCUUCAAGAAUCCCUUGCUGGAUCUGGCGCCGAGUAAAUCCUGCAACGUGACCUUCGUGUUGGAAGGUGAGGGCCUUCCACUGCCGGACACGCCCAUGAAGCGUGGGCCUUUGGCCAUCACCGUGCAUGUACAGUUGGAUGGCCCAGCCCUAGUGCCGAGCAUCAACAGCAGCUGCUGUAAAGAUGUGCUGUUGCGACGACAUGUCAAGAAGUACAAUCACCAGGGCACCCUGCGGGUAACACUGUCCAACCCCUUGGCGAGUGGCUUACCCGUGCGAAAGUACAUGGCCUUGGACGCCCGCGAGCGAGCCGGAUUGAAGGUGCGAUUGCCCUGCGUGGCGGUGGUAUGGACCUCGCCAGUGGGGACGGAUCCCGUCAGCUUCAACAAAGCGGCUGCGGCGCUGGGCUUCCACGCGCAAGGGGAUCCGCAGGCCUACGCCUGGUGUUGCCACCCGCGGCUCUUUCCGCAGCCCUUGCCCUGCAGCUCCCAUGUGUCCCUCGACGACGCCGAGCUGCACAGCGACGACGAGGUCAUCGACCUCCCCGAGGGAAAGCCGGAGCCGCCGGCCGCGUCGAAGCCGGUGCCGAAGGCGCUCACGGAGGAGCAAGAGUUCCUCCUCCGUUUCGAGCUUGGCCCCCCGGGUGGCUUUGACACCAACGCGCAGUCCGACGACGUGCGAGCCGGGGAGGCCUCGCCACAUGCCGGACCGGCGGGGCAACACACGGCGGAGGAGUUGACUCGAUUGAUCCGGGAGAAGCAAGGCGACCUGGAGCAGGUGAAACGCCACUGGACGGAGCGGAAGGAACGGCUCUCGGGCGAACGCCAAGAGGAGGACCCUGUGAAAAAUGCACGGGGGAAGAGAGAACUGGACCGAGUGGAGCGGGAGAUGAACGGGCUCCGAUCCAAUUUCGAGUUCCAACUACAAGCGGAGAAGAAGUGGGUGGAUGAGUUCAUGCAGACGCACAAUUACCAAAACCAGUGGGUUUGCGUCUUCAAGCCGGCCAUGGUGGUUCGGACCAAGCCCACGGAAGAUGGGCCCAUCAGCCGGCGCUUGGUCUUCGACGAAGUGGUGAAAGCCAAGUCCUGGAAGGCACGGCGCACGGAGGGACCGACCGGAUGGGAGGCUCCACCGGCCCUGACUUGGCACAAGACUCAUGGCCAGCUGCUACAGAGAUGGUUCAAUGCGGAACAGCAGCGCUUCAACGAUCUCCAGGCGAAGAUCGAAGAGCGCCGCAAGGUGCGGAACGAGACCUUCGUGGCGUACCGGCGGAAGAAGAAGGAAGUGGAGGAGUGGAGCAUCCCUCCUGGACCGUCGGAAGAGGAGAAAUGUGAGAUUGAGGAUGAGGAGUGUGAACAGCUUCAUUUCCUGAUGGAGCCCAUCCUGAAGGAGUUGAAGCUCCACAAGAGGCGUCUUCGUGAGCUCAGACAGAAGCGCGCCGAAGCCUUACUGGAGAGGCAGCGGAAGCUGGACGGCGGCCUCUCGAAUGCGCCACUGCCCGUAGGCUUCGAAGCCUCCGUGGAAGCGGCUGAGGCGAAGGGGAGGAGGAGUUGCUGGCAGGUGGAGGGGCCAUGA
Messenger RNA from Durusdinium trenchii, 4131 nucleotides. NCBI's taxonomy places the organism in Eukaryota, Dinophyceae, Suessiales, Symbiodiniaceae. The record is from the annotation of a GenBank genome assembly.